AUGUCAAACACCUCAGAUGACUGGUCACUGUACCCCUACAACCCGAACAAGCCAGCUCCGAUUGUCUUUGCAGUCCUUCUGACCGCACUUGGUGCCUAUCAGAUCUACCAGUCCUUCUUCCGGUACAGAUGGAAGAAGUUUGGCGCUGUGAUGUUAUGGGCCACGAGCGUGUGGAUAGCCGGCUUCGUUUGUCGCAGCAUCUCCGUCCACCAAGUGCGGAAUAUUGGACUCUUCAUUGCCCAAUACGUCCUGGUUCUGAUGGGCCCGCCGCUCUACUCUGCAGCUGAGUACUUCAUCCUCGGCCGCCUGCUCGCUUACCUCCCGUACUAUACUCCCAUCCAUCCCGGCCGCGUCUUCAGCACUUUCAUCUUCCUCUCUGCCGCAGUCGAAUCUCUCACAGGCUCAGGAGCAGCCAACAGCGCCGGAUCAGGUCGAACCGAAUCCCAGCGCAACAUUGGUCUUAAAUUACUCAAGUCAGCAUUGAUCCUACAAAUCUUUGUCGAAGCAUUCUUCAUCUCAAUCGUCGCAACGCUCGAGUACAAGGCACGCAAAGGCGGGAAUUUCCCCAAGAAUGUCCGCAAUAUCUGCUAUCUGCUAUACAUUACAAGCUCCAUGAUCCUGGUCCGCUGUAUCGUGCGAACUAUCGAAGGCUUUGAGGCUGGCUCUUGUGAUGCAGACAGGGAAGAUCCUUACUGCGGGCCUGUAUCGAGGAACGAAUGGUUCUUGUGGGUUUUCGAAAUCGCGAACAUUACGCUUUUCGUCAUAUUGCUUGCCAUCUUUCACCCUGGCAAGUAUUUGCCUCGAAGCAGUAAGAUCUUCUUGGAUCCUGUGGAUGGGAAGACGGAGAGACUGGGACCUGGUUUUUCAAAAGCAGAUAAGAGGCCAUUUUUGAUCACGGUUAUUGAUCCUUUCAAUUUCUAUGGAAUUCUGUCUGGCAAGGGAAUGGUGAUGAAUAAGUUCUGGGAGGAGCAUCAACCCAUUGAUGAUGGGGAGAAUGUGCAAGGACAGACUGUGAACACGAGGGAGGAGGGGAAGGCCAUGAGAAGCAGUGUCUAG
Molecule: messenger RNA, 1056 nt
Organism: Cercospora beticola
Lineage: Eukaryota; Fungi; Ascomycota; Dothideomycetes; Mycosphaerellales; Mycosphaerellaceae
Cellular component (GO): membrane
Source: RefSeq, a predicted model, not a curated record